AUGGGGCCCGCUGCUGCACAGGCCGAGGCCCCUACUCUUGGGGGAGACGCAGCAGCAGCAGCAGCAGAUUCCGCAGCAGCAGCUGAGGGGCUGGUCUAUGAAGAUGGCCCUUUGGAGGAGAUUGACAGGUGGCUUGCUGCGCUGCAUGCAGCCCCGGGGCAGCUGCUGCGCCAGGAGGCAGCAGCAACAAACCAAGGCAGGGCUCUUGCCCUCUGUGUCUCUCGGCUGCGGCAUCUUGCUGCUGCAGCAGCAGCAGCAAACGCAGCAGCAGCCCCACCCGCCCGCGGCGCCGCCCGCGCUCGAGUUGCUGCAGAGCAGCAAGAGGCUUAUCUGCAGCAGCUGCGAGACCUUGAGAAGUCCGCUCUAGGGCCCCCACACGCAGCACUCACACAGCAGCAGCAGCAGCAGCAGCAGCAGCAGCUAAACCUGGAGCAGGUGUGGGAGCUCUUGGAAUGCGAAGCUGCUCCUUGGAUUAAAAAGGCCCGCAAAAGACUUCAAAGACUUCGAAAGCAUUGGGGGCCCCUGUCUGGGGGUGGGGGCCCCCCUGGGGGCCCCUCAGAUGGGGGGGGGCCCCCUAAGAAGAGGCGGCGGCGGGGGGCUGCAGCGCAGCAGCAGCAGCAGCAGCAGCAGCAGCAGCUGGCGAAGCUGCUGCUGAGCGCCGAGGCCCUUGCGGAGCUGCAGCUGGAUGAAGAAGAAGAAAAAGAAAAGGAAAUGGAGACAGAAGAAGAGACAGAAGGGGAGGGAAGCAGCAGCGAGGGCGAGGCUGAGGAGGAAGCAGCAGCAGCAGCAGCAGCAGAAGCAGCAGCAGCAGCAGAUAGUGGCGACGGGGAAGAGGAAGACGAGGAGGACGAAGACGCAGAAGACGAAGAGGACGAAGAGGCAGCAAGCUCUAAGGAGGAUGCAGCAGCAGCAGCAGCAGCAGCAGAAUCAGCAGCAGCAGCAGGAGCAGCAAGUGAUGAGGACGGCGGCUCGGAUGCAGCAGACGAUCUCCUGGACGAACUCGAAAGGGAGAAAGAAGAAGAGAAGGAAGAGGAGCAGCAGCAAGAGCAGCAGCAGCAGCAGCAGCAGCAGCAGCAGAAGAGCCGCAAAAAGAAGCAGCAGCUCGAUGAUGAGUUUUUCUCUCUUGAAGAGAUGCACCGUUUUGUAGAGGAAGCUGAGCAGCAGGAGCGGCGGCAGCAGCAGAAGCAGCAGAAGCAGCAGCAGCAGCAAGACAGCGAAGAAGAAAGCGAAGAAGACGAGGAGGCAGCAGCAGCAGAUUUGCUGCUGUACGAAGGAGUUGACACAGCAGCAGCAGCAGACGCUGAGCCCUUAAGCUACAGCGCCUUCUACGGGAAGCCGAAGCAGCAGCAGCGGCAGAAGCAGCAGAAGCGGCGCCGCGGCAGCAGCAGCAGCAAGGCCAGCAGCAGCAGCAGCAGCAGCAGCAGCAGCAGCGAGGAGGAAAGCGAGGAAGAGGGCAAGGGGUUUGAGUCUCAGGGGCCCCUCGAUGCAGAAGACAAAAGACUUGAGCGGGAGUUGGAUCGGCUGCAGCUGCUGCUGGAGGCUGAGGAGAAGGAGCAGCAGCAAAAGAAGAAUGAACGCAAGCAGCAGCAGCAGCAGCAGAAGCUGCUGCUGCAGCAGCAGCAGCAGCAGGAGAGCAGCAGCAGCGAGGACGAGAGCACCGCCGCAGCUGCCGCCGUGAGCGCCCCCGCGGGCCGCAAGGAGCGCGCCGGCGCGGGAAAAUCAGCAGCAGCAGCAGCAGCAGCAGCAGAAGACAACUCUUUGGCAGCUCUUGCUGCUCGCAUUGAGGCCCUCGAAGAAGAACUCGUGGCCCCCAAAAGCUGGGAAUACACCGGAGAAGUGUGGGGUCGGCAGCGGGAGAAAGAUGGGCUGCUGCAGCUGGAGGGGCUGACAGUGCCUUUCCCCACGCAGCUGCAGCAGCAGCAGCAGCAGCUGCUGCUGCAGCAGCAGGACCUGCGGCUGGGCGCGGACGACGGCGAUGAGGAGGCCGCAGCAGCAGCAGGGGGCUCCCGUGCUGCAGCAGCAGCAGCAAUUAGCACAAUGAUAGAACGCAUUGUCAAGGGCCGCAUAGAAGCUUUUCUUUUUGACGAUGUUGUGAGAAAAGCCCCGCCUGCUGCUGCUGCAGCGGGAGGCAGCAACAAGGCCGGCGCAGCAGCAGCAGCAGCAGCAGAAGAGGAGCUGAACAUGGAGAAGCCCGCAGAAGGCCUGGGGGACAUUUAUGCGCAGCAGUACCGCGAGAAGGUGCUGGGGGCCCCCUCGCAGCAGCAGCAGCAGCUGGACCAGGAGAAACAGCAGCUGCUGCAGCUCUUUUCGCAAAUUAUGUACAAGUGCGACGCCUUGACAAACUACCAGUUCGUGCCGCGGCCAGCAGCAGCAGCAGCAGCAGCAGCAGGAAAGGACGCGCCCGCGUCGGUGCGGGUGGAGGAGGCGAUCCCGGUCUACGUGCCUGCUGCCAGCAGCAGCAGCAGCAGCAGCAAGGCCGCGCUGCCGUUCACGCCGAAGACUGCAGCAGAAGCCACGCGGGAAGAACGAAGAGCAGCAAGGCGCAGCAAAAAGGCGAAGCGGCAGCAGCAGCUGCGGCGGCGGAUCGACGCGGGGGAACUCACGCUGCAGCAGGCGCAGCAGCGGCAGCAGCUGCUGCAGCAAAAAAACAAAGCAGCAAAAGAAGAAAAGAAACACAAAAGACUUACUGGCCUCACUCACGCGGAGGCCCUCAAGGAGCUUCGCCAGGGGCAGAAGAGAGUCAAGACAAUUCACCUGCUUGCGGACGCGGCCAGGGCCAAGAGGCAGGCUGCGAAGAGCAGCAGCAGCAGCAGCAGCAGCAGCAGCAAGAAGGCCUGA
Molecule: messenger RNA, 2838 nt
Organism: Eimeria tenella
Lineage: Eukaryota; Apicomplexa; Conoidasida; Eucoccidiorida; Eimeriidae
Product: U3 small nucleolar ribonucleoprotein MPP10, putative
Exons: 1
Coding region: 1-2838 (945 amino acids)
Biological process (GO): rRNA processing; regulation of transcription by RNA polymerase II
Cellular component (GO): mediator complex; sno(s)RNA-containing ribonucleoprotein complex; nucleus
Molecular function (GO): transcription coactivator activity
Source: RefSeq, a predicted model, not a curated record